UGGAAGCUAAGUAAGAACGCGUCACCUUUGUAUUCUUCUAUUGUAAUCUAGGAAAUAACGCCUUUUUGUUACCUGAAUCAAUCAAUCAAUCAAUAAUGCUAUUCUUCUCUUGUCUUCCAGUCCAUCAUAACUCACGCAACGUAGCGUAGACACUUGUUCUUCAUCAUUGCAUGGACUCCCAACCGCGCUAUCUCAUUCUCCGCCCUGAAAACGGUGGUUUUAUGAACCUACUCACCAAUGCUCUCUCCGGCGGUGACUUUAACCGCUUUCUCGACUAUUCUCAACUCACAUCUUUACCUUCAUUCGUGGCUCCAACUCCCUCUCCCAUUCCUGAUCACAGAUGGGUCAUCUUCGUUUCCAUUUUUGUUCGCAAAUUCAUCUCUUUCCUUGCCAAGCCUAUGGACUGGACCGGCCGUUUUCUUGAGUUUUUCCUCAAUCUCCUCUCCCUCAACGGUUACUUCUUUGGUCUGCUUCACAACUUAACACAUGGCAAAAUGGUCAUACCUCAGAGGGGCUCACAAAAUUUUAUAAGUACAAUUGGUCAUUUAGAUGCCAGGCUUGAUCUCAAAUUUGUCAGAGAGGGAGAAUUCAAGCCGCAAUUAGGCAACCGCGCUUUAAUGGACCUCUGCAUUAUGUCUUCCAAGUUAGCAUAUGAGAACCCUAAACUCAUCCAAAAUAUCGUCACCACCCGAUGGAACAUGCACUUUGUCGAUUUCUAUGACUGCUGGAAUGAUUUCCAGAAACAGAUGUCCACUCAAGUUUUCAUUCUAUGUGACAAAGCCAAAGAUGCUAAUUUGAUAUUAAUCAGCUUUAGGGGUACUGAACCUUUUGAUGCGGAUGAUUGGUGUACUGAUUUUGAUUAUUCCUGGUAUGAAUUUCCAAAUGUGGGAAAAAUCCACAUUGGAUUCCUAGAAGCCCUUGGUCUGGGAAAUAGAGAUGAACCCUCCACCUUCUACUCUAAUCUCCAACGGAAAGAUCCAAAAUUAAUGAACUCUGGAGCUAAUUACUCUUCAAAAAGCAACUCUGAAUCACUGUUCUCAGGCAUUGAUUCUGAUGAGGAUCCAUCUUUCACGUAUGAGACUCAACAGAAAAAAACUGCAUAUGACAUUGUGAGAAGUAAACUCAGAAGCUUAUUAGAGGAGCAUAAGGAUGCAAAAUUCAUUGUUACCGGGCAUAGCUUGGGGGGAGCCUUGGCCAUAUUGUUUCCAACAGUGCUUGUGGUGCAUAAAGAGAUGGAGAUUAUGGAAAGGCUGCUUGGUGUAUACACAUUUGGCCAACCUAGGAUUGGGAAUAGGCAGCUUGGGAGAUUCAUGGAACCUCAUUUGAAUCACCCUGUUCCAAAGUACUUCAGGGUGGUUUACUGCAAUGAUAUUGUCCCCAGGUUGCCUUAUGAUGACAAAACCUUCCUGUACAAACAUUUCGGAGAGUGUCUUUACUACAACAGCCACUACGUUGAAAAAGAUGUGAAGGAGGCGCCAAAUAGAAAUUUCUUCGGAAUGAGGUUCAUAUUAUCACAAUAUUUGAAUGCUCUGUGGGAGUUAAUUCGAUGCUUGACAAUGGGUUACGUUGAAGGAGCAGAGUAUAAGGAAGGGUGGUUUCGCAUGCUGGUAAGGAUAAUAGGACUGGUACUUCCUGGUUUUUCGGCUCAUUGUACCACAGAUUAUGUCAAUUCUAUCAGACUUGGAAAGAAAAGCUCCCCUCAUAUGUCUUCUAUCUAAGAAGGCCUCUUAAGAACUAUGUGGCUGCCUUGUUAUCUGUAUCCAGAAGUUGCUCGGAUUUGUCAGGUGUCUAAAAUGCAUACAUGAACGCUUAAGACUGUGGUUCUUUUCUUUUGCAAGAUAUUGUUAUCCCUGUUAUGCGUUUUCUUAUGUCGGUGAUAAUGAGUAUGUUAUAAAUUAUAAUUACCACCAGGUAAAUACUUGAAAGAAAUGUAUCCAUGACAAGAUUUUGUUAAAAGCAAUCAUGAUAUAAGUAUAACA
Vicia villosa (hairy vetch) is the source of this 1979-nucleotide messenger RNA. Its product is annotated as triacylglycerol lipase OBL1. Gene Ontology annotation, biological process: lipid metabolic process. NCBI's taxonomy places the organism in Eukaryota, Viridiplantae, Streptophyta, Magnoliopsida, Fabales, Fabaceae. The coding region runs from base 171 to 1718 and encodes 515 amino acids. The record is from RefSeq and is a predicted model, not a curated record. The transcript has 4 exons. Gene Ontology annotation, molecular function: triacylglycerol lipase activity.